GAGGUUGUUUCCCCAAAUAUAAUCUUGGGUAAGGUUUGUUCUGUAGACAAUACGAGUACUUCGCAAAGCUUUACACAUUUCCUUCUGGAGUGUUGUAUUCCACACUGAAAUUGCAGAAACAAAAUAUAUUUUCCAAACCCUUGCAAAACCAUUAUCACAACUCAGGCCUGUGAGCUCAAUUGACUGCAGCCAUGGCGACCGUAAUGCAGAAAAUUAAAGAUAUCGAAGAUGAGAUGGCAAGAACACAAAAAAAUAAAGCCACAGCCCAUCAUUUGGGAUUGCUAAAGGCCAAACUUGCUAAACUACGACGAGAAAUCCUUGCUCCUCCGACAAAAGGAGGGGGAGGUGCUGGUGAAGGUUUUGAUGUUACUAAAAGUGGGGAUGCUCGAGUUGGCCUUGUGGGCUUCCCAUCAGUUGGAAAGUCAACCCUUCUUAAUAAGUUGACGGGUACAUUUUCUGAGGUGGCAUCAUACGAGUUCACCACUCUUACAUGCAUUCCUGGUGUCAUUCGCUAUCGAGGUGCAAGGAUUCAGUUACUGGAUCUUCCAGGGAUUAUUGAAGGUGCAAAAGAUGGAAAAGGAAGAGGAAGGCAGGUCAUCAGUACUGCUCGAACAUGCAAUUGCAUUUUAAUAGUGCUUGAUGCUAUUAAGCCAAUUACUCACAAACGCCUGAUAGAAAAGGAGCUUGAAGGUUUUGGAAUAAGGCUGAACAAGGAACCUCCUAAUCUGACAUUUAGGAAGAAGGACAAGGGUGGAAUAAACUUCACAUCUACUUCAACCAAUACAAACUUGGACCUUGAAACUGUUAAGGCCAUCUGUGGAGAAUACAGAAUUCACAAUGCUGAUAUAUCUCUACGCUAUGAUGCCACUGCAGAUGAUCUUAUUGAUGUGAUUGAAGGUAGUCGUAUAUAUAUGCCUUGCAUAUAUGUUAUUAACAAGGUUGACCAAAUUACUCUCGAGGAGUUGGAGAUCUUGGACAAGCUUCCACACUACUGUCCGGUCAGUGCUCACUUGGAAUGGAAUUUGGAUGGCCUGCUGGAGAAAGUGUGGGAGUAUUUGGAUUUAACUCGAAUAUAUACAAAGCCAAAGGGGCUCAAUCCUGAUUAUGAAGAUCCUGUCAUACUUUCAUCAAAAAGGCGGACUGUUGAAGAUUUCUGCAUCCGCAUUCACAAGGAUAUGUUAAAACAGUUUAAGUAUGCAUUGGUAUGGGGUUCCAGUGCAAAGCACAAACCACAAAGAGUUGGGAAGGAUCAUGAAUUGGAGGAUGAGGAUGUCGUGCAGAUCAUAAAGAAAAUGUAGCAAAAUUUUCUGCUAUGAUGCUGUAAGCUUCUCAAACAAAGGGGGAGCUUUACCAUCACUUACUCAUGUUCUGAAAGUGCUGCUGAUGUUCACUAGCAUCGAUGACCAAUUUUUACUGAAGCAAUUCUUCCAUUGGUCAUAUUCAUGGAUUACAAAUAGUCAAAUGUUAUAGAGGCAGCUUGACACUGCAAAUAUUUAUCUCAGAUAAAUAUGUUGUCAUGUAAGAGGUUUAUGACAUUAUAUGGGUCGUAGAAGCUUGCUUGGAUCCUUUUGAUGAUUGUGGUUUCAUGGCCCCUGCUUGUAAGGGGACUGGGACUGCAUGAUUUUUCUGUGCUUCUGAUGUUUUAUAUCGAAAAUCUCUUGGUCUCCUCCUCAAAUUGGUAUGUUUUUUGGGCCAUGUUGUGUUUUCUUUGAAUUUUUCUGUAUGUCAUUAGGUUUGGAGCACAAUGUAAGAAAAAACUAUAAUUUCCUUUUUUUCUGCAUCUCUCAUAAUUUGCAAGAUACUCUACAAAGAUUAGAAUU
Messenger RNA from Cryptomeria japonica (Japanese cedar), 1820 nucleotides. RefSeq names its product developmentally-regulated G-protein 3. The transcript has 10 exons. Gene Ontology annotation, cellular component: cytoplasm. Gene Ontology annotation, molecular function: GTP binding; GTPase activity. The coding region runs from base 192 to 1298 and encodes 368 amino acids. NCBI's taxonomy places the organism in Eukaryota, Viridiplantae, Streptophyta, Pinopsida, Cupressales, Cupressaceae. Gene Ontology annotation, biological process: cytoplasmic translation. The record is from RefSeq and is a predicted model, not a curated record.